CAGAUUAUAGGUGAAUAAGUUGAUUAAUAAUAAGUUUUAAUAGAUAAUAUUCGCCUCACAUAUUUCGGUAAGCAUGUCUGAAUAUUCGACACCAGCAAGAGCCGAAAACGAUUCCGAUAGCAACCGGGUGGACACAACUACGGGAGAACCAAACGUUAAAUCAUGCCAGAAUACAAACAAUCGCUACUUUAGACGGCAUUUGAAUGCAGCUUUCGAUACAUUCGGAUCGCAACGACCAGAGAAGAUUUUAGGUGCUCAUUAUGUCGAAAAGCACGAUAAAAGUGAAGUGAAGCAGUAUGUGAAUGAGUUUUCCACAAAAUCAGAAGAAUGUGUUUACGAGAAGAUGCGGAAUAGCACCGAGUUCGUUCAGGUAACCAAUUGGAGCGAGCUGAUGCUUUCGGCCGGGCUAAAAGAAACGUGUAAUCACGAGCUUGCUCUGACGAUGAAGAUGAUUGCUCUUUCGGAACAGUUUCCGGAACCGAAGAAUGCCAACGGAGUGGAUUUCAAAGUGCUCUACAUGAAUUUGUCCAACAUGAUGCUGGGAUGUCCAAUUCAAGAAAUGAACUCUGCUACAGCUAAAGUAUUGAAGGAUACGUACGAGGAAACCCUAUCGCAGAUUAAGCAAUCCGACAAUAGCAGUAAUGUGAAUCUUUUACGUGAAUGCAUGUCGAACAUGGCCGCACCUAGGGAAUCGCCUUCGGAUUGUUUGUCUAAUGAAACAUUGGCUGCUUAUUUUGCCGAUACUAACCUUAAUCCGUUUCAAAUACCAUUUAAGAAAUUGUUUUACGUUUCCAAAUAAACUUUUCUGUUGGUUGCUAAAGAGAGGUAAGACUGAAU
This is a messenger RNA of Sabethes cyaneus, 837 nucleotides long. RefSeq lists its product as uncharacterized. NCBI's taxonomy places the organism in Eukaryota, Metazoa, Arthropoda, Insecta, Diptera, Culicidae. The transcript is spliced from 2 exons. The coding region runs from base 74 to 799 and encodes 241 amino acids. The record is from RefSeq and is a predicted model, not a curated record.